AUGGAAGCAGUGGAGAACUGCACUGAACGCAUACGGAAAGAGCCCUAUAACCCUCAUUUGUGGGCUAAGCGAGCAAGCUUUUUCCUUGCACUCAACUAUCCAGAGCUGGCGGUAGGAGACGCAUGCAAAAGCCGGAUCCUCUUCCAUCGUAGCCUCGAUCGCAAGGAAGGCAAAGAUUGUAGUGCUAUGUUGCGAAUGUAUGAUGUUCUCGGCCAAGCGCUCUACGACUGCCAUUGCCAUUGGGAAGCGGCCGGUCUGUGGGAGGAAGUCGCAGAAGAAUUCCCAGCUAGCCAUGCUUCUGAAAAGGCUGUGGCUCUUCGAAUGCUUUUGCAAAGCAAGCAAGAGAGUGCGGCUAUGAUGGGCGGCACUUGGUGGGAACAGAUAGACCGACUUCGCGAUGGAUGUACUACCACUGUUCAUUAUCCUUGGAUACAGGAUCAUCACCUCCGACGGACGCAGAAGCUUGUGGAGAAUGUGAACAGUGAGCUAAAGCAAGUCACUAAGCAAUCUCCAGCAUGUUAUUUAGGCACAAGCACCCUAGCGACCAGAGACGACAUGCUCGGCAUGUUCACAGCUCGAGACAUCGAGUCUGGCGAGUGCAUGCUUGUCGACCGUACAGCGACAGCAACGUGCAGUCACGUCGGAGCUCUCGAUUGCAUGAACUGCUUUGCUCGUAUUCGAGGUCUACCCUUACAAGUUUCAUGUUGCUCAGGAUCAUACUGCUCCCAUGCAUGCCUCGAAUUGAGCCUGAACACCUAUCACAAAGUAGUCUGCGGACAAGACUUUACCUGGCUCUUUCGGCCUGCACAAGGACUACAGCAUAAUGCAUCGCCAUUGCGUCCACUACUGAUGCUGCGCAUCCUCGCAAGUUGUAUUCAAUCUGGCCCUGAGACACACCCGCUCGAUCACUCGCGUGUCGCACGCCUCCAACCACUCGCCAGGAACAACCAUGUCGAUGUGUUCACGAUGGCUGAGUCCGUCAUCAUGCCCAUGAAGAUCCUUGAGCAGCUGGGCGUUGACGUCUUUCGCAACUUGAAUUUUGACACAAUGAUCCUACAUACCACGUGGACUCGUCUUGCAAACAACAAAGCCGGCUCCUGGGAUCCAAUACAUGGCUUCAUCGACGAGGUCACUCCAUUCCUGCCUCUCUUCAAUCAUAGCUGCGAACCUAAUGUUGAUUUCAAACGUAACAGCGACAGCACAACGAUUCAGUUUUUCGCAAAGAGAGGUCUGAAGACAGGAGAGGAGAUGUUCAUCAGCUACGUGAAUGUGCAAGGUAUGUCGCUGGAAGAAAGGACGGAGCUGUUAUGGCCGUGGUUCGAGGAGGUAUGCCUAUGUCCUAAAUGCAAGGAGGAAAGUGCGCAAGCCUUGUCAUGA
Messenger RNA from Aureobasidium namibiae CBS 147.97, 1377 nucleotides. RefSeq lists its product as uncharacterized. The transcript has a single exon. NCBI's taxonomy places the organism in Eukaryota, Fungi, Ascomycota, Dothideomycetes, Dothideales, Saccotheciaceae. The record is from RefSeq and is a predicted model, not a curated record. Gene Ontology annotation, molecular function: protein binding. Bases 1 to 1377 code for a protein of 458 amino acids.